AUGAUGCGAAUAGUAAAGAGACAAAGUAAUUUUACAGUUUUAAGUUCAAACAUCAGAAAUUCGCAAAUGGCUGGAAAGGAAAAGCUAAGAGUAAAGAGUUCAUUUAGCGAUGAUGUCGUUGAUGUCAAAUUCUCAGUACUUGAUCUUUUAAGAAUAUUUGCCGGUCUCAUAAUGGCAUAUUGCUGCAUUUGUCGAUUUUUUAUAGGCAGCUGGUACUGGCAGCCUUUCAGAAGACACGCGUAUACAGAACCACAGAGUCCCCUAGAAAUUCCAUCUUACUGGUUUGAAAAGCAUAAUAAUCUUCCAAUACCUUUCUCGGCGGACGACUUAUCGAACUACGGAAGUAAUAGUGAAUCACACAGAAUAUUGCUUAGUGUAAAAGGCCAUGUAUUUGAUGUGACAAGUGGAUCACGCUUCUACGGGGAAUGGGGACCAUAUAAGAAAUUCACAGGUAGAGAUUGUUCAAGGUUAUUUGCGUAUCCAAAAUGGGAUAUUUCUGUCCUAAGUCGGGAUUGCUCUCAUGAUCUAAGUAGUUUGACGCCUACAGAACUAGAAAGAGUAGAUUCAUGGUUACAGUUUUUUCGAGCCAAAUAUCCCGAGAUAGGCUAUGUGGAAAGUCUGCCCUAA
Messenger RNA from Zygotorulaspora mrakii, 627 nucleotides. RefSeq lists its product as uncharacterized. Gene Ontology annotation, cellular component: membrane; endomembrane system. The record is from RefSeq and is a predicted model, not a curated record. Bases 1 to 627 code for a protein of 208 amino acids. The transcript has a single exon. Lineage: Eukaryota; Fungi; Ascomycota; Saccharomycetes; Saccharomycetales; Saccharomycetaceae.